CCGGGGCAAAAACCCCUCCACCGUCGACCCCCCCCCGUCUCCGUUCACGUCAUUUCGUCGAACACCUUGCAUGCCUCAUUUCCAUCCACGCUGAAAAAUGCCCGUCGCCUACAAUCUCCCUCCAUUCCCGAUCGCGGCCUGCUCUUCCUUCCGGGCUUCGUCCGGCUCCGAGCUCUCGGGCGCGAAGUUCUCCGGAACCCAGCUCGGCCACAGCUUUCGUCCUCCUCCCGCUCGCAAGGGGCGGCGGAGCCGCGGCGCCGCCAUCCGCGCCGCGAGGAAGGACUACUACUCGACGCUGGGCGUCGGCCGCAACGCCACCUUGCACGAGAUCAAGAGCUCGUACCGCAAGCUCGCCCGUAAGUACCAUCCGGACAUGAACAAGGGACCUGGGGCGGAAGACAAGUUUAAGGAGAUAAGCGCUGCGUACGAGGUCCUAUCAGAUGAACAGAAAAGAUCUAUGUAUGAUCAGUUUGGAGAGGCGGGUUUACAAGGCGAAUAUGAUGGUUCAGGUGGUGGUUCACAGGGGGUGGAUCCAUUCGAAGUCUUUGGUGCAUUUUUUGGUGGACCAGAGGAGCUUUUUGGAGACAGGGGUGAACAAGGGGGCCUGAACUUCAAUUUAGGAAGUGGAGGAAGACAUGCGCUUGAUAUACGGUAUGAUCUGUUCCUGAGCUUUGAAGAAUCAAUUUUUGGAGGUCAGAGGGAAAUUGAAGUUUCGUCUUCUGAAGUGUGUGAUCAAUGUGGUGGAACAGGUGCUAAAUCCAGUACCUGCAUUAAGCAAUGUGAUGCCUGUGGAGGCAGAGGUGGGAUCAUGAAAACUCAGAGGACUCCUUUUGGUAUGAUGUCUCAGGUGUCUACUUGCUCCAAAUGUAGUGGUGAUGGUAAGAUGGUAACUGACAAUUGCCGGAGGUGUGGUGGUAGUGGCAAGAUAAUGUCAAAGAGAAAUAUUAGUAUCGUCAUCCCACCUGGAGUUAAUGAAGGAUCCAGAAUGCGAAUGCCAAAGGAGGGAAACUUCGAUAAAAAACGUGGUUUAACUGGUGAUCUUGUCAUAGACCUCCAUGUAGAUGAAAAGCAGGGAAUCAAAAGAGAUGGCAUAAAUCUCUUUUCAAAAAUCAAUGUUGAUUUUACUGCUGCAAUACUCGGAACAGUAUUAAAGGUUGAUACCGUUGCUGGUCUGAAGGAGCUUCAAAUACCUUCUGGAAUUCAGCCUGGAGAAACUGUAAAGUUACCGGGAAUGGGUGUUCCAGACAUCAACAGACCAACUUUGAGAGGUGAUCAUCAGUUCAUUGUCAAUGUUCUGAUCCCCAAAGAUCUUAGCGAUGCGGAGCGGGAACUUGUGAAGAAAUUAGCCUCACUCAGGGCCAAAUGCCAUCCAACUUCUGUUGGCAGCAGUGGUUCAGAGGGCAAGUUUGAGAAUCAGAAAACUAGGGGCAGUAGUACAGACUCGUCCAGUGAGGGAAGCAAUGCUUCAUCCUUCUGGAACUCAAUAAAGGACUUUUUCGGGCAGAGGCAGUCUCGAGAGCGGUUCGCGUCAGUUAGUUUGGACAUAUCAGCAGCAUUGCCGUCUAACAAGCCAGAUCCCUCAUUCAUGAUUUCAGUGUCCUUAGCUCUAAUAGUAACUUUUAUAUUCACUUGUCUAGGGAAAUCUGAUUGCUGCUUGUUAUCGCAAAAAAGAAACAGAACCCGCUGUGACAGCAGCAGAAUCAGAGGAUAGCAGCAUCAAAAGGAUUUUUCCAGGAAGUACAUAGUUUACAUUUUUCGUUUUCCCUAAAUACUUUUACCUAUCAUGGAAAAGUGGGAAAUUGGUUAUCCAUGCGCGGUGGGUACACGUGGAUUAAUUACGCCGGGGAAGAUAUCCCAAUCAUCAGUAGUUAUUAGUUCAUUCUUCUCCUCUUCGUCUUUUUUGGCAAUUUUAAUUCAGUCUUUUUCCCUGGAAAAGAAUUUGGAUUCGCUUCUUGAUUCUUAGUACUCUUUUGCAACACCAUAACUGUGAUAUCCCCAUGGAUUGGCUUUUUGUUACUCUUGUCAUGGGUAUGUUCAAUAAAUUAGGUGACCUCAAUUGACUGUUGCA
Messenger RNA from Syzygium oleosum, 2068 nucleotides. RefSeq lists its product as uncharacterized. Gene Ontology annotation, molecular function: heat shock protein binding; ATP binding. Gene Ontology annotation, biological process: response to heat; protein refolding. The transcript has 11 exons. The record is from RefSeq and is a predicted model, not a curated record. Gene Ontology annotation, cellular component: cytoplasm. Lineage: Eukaryota; Viridiplantae; Streptophyta; Magnoliopsida; Myrtales; Myrtaceae. Bases 98 to 1711 code for a protein of 537 amino acids.